Messenger RNA from Arachis ipaensis, 748 nucleotides. Lineage: Eukaryota; Viridiplantae; Streptophyta; Magnoliopsida; Fabales; Fabaceae. The record is from RefSeq and is a predicted model, not a curated record.
AUGCCAGAGUUGUGUUCAUGUAGCAGUCAGUUUCCUUGUCCUGAACCUCCACUCAAACUAAUAGCCUCAGUUUCCUUUUUUUGGGAAGAAAAACCUGGAACACCACUACCUAAUUUCUCACUUUAUUCUUCUUCACUAGCUAACAUUGUUCCCAAUGAUGAGAGUAGUGAAGCUAUUACUGGCAUGGAGCUUGAACCAUUUAGGUUUGACAUUGAUGAAUCAAUGGGGAAAAGUCAUUGGUUGAACCUGAAGUUGAAACCACAUUGUGGGCAACUUGCUCAGAGACAGAGAGUUACACAAGAUAGAGAGUUGAACCUGAAGUUGAAACCAAAAUUAGGCUUUCUUAAAAGGGACGAGAACUUUCUGUUUUUGACUCAACCAGCAAAAGUAAAGGCAGAAGAAGAUGUUGAUGAUGGAGAGUGUGCUAAUGGCAGUGAGAUGACGAUGAGGAAGGUACCAACACUUGGAGAACUAAUCAUGAUGAGUAGAAGAAGAAGCUGCAGAAGGAAAGCACUUCACAUGAACUGGGAUUAUAAUCCACCUAAGGAAAUGAGAAGAAAGGAAGAUUUUGGAUGCUUCAACUUUGUAUGUGGCAACAUAGUUGAGGGACUAUUCAAGAGAAGCUACUUGCCGAGAAUGAAACUAGUCAAGGCCCAGGGGACGAUGAUAAUAGAGCCAAAGCUCACAAUAUAAUUUCUAUUUUAAUACUUAAAUACACGUUUUGGAUUUCAGUUUGUGAAGUGUGGAG